This is a messenger RNA of Lingula anatina, 4067 nucleotides long. RefSeq lists its product as uncharacterized. Lineage: Eukaryota; Metazoa; Brachiopoda; Lingulata; Lingulida; Lingulidae. The record is from RefSeq and is a predicted model, not a curated record. Gene Ontology annotation, molecular function: DNA-binding transcription activator activity, RNA polymerase II-specific; RNA polymerase II cis-regulatory region sequence-specific DNA binding. Gene Ontology annotation, cellular component: nucleus. Gene Ontology annotation, biological process: regulation of transcription by RNA polymerase II.
CGAUUCUGAUCUCUUUGUUCGCCUUGAUGCGAGUUUUUUGCUGCUGGAUCUACAGGCAAAAUCAAAGCCAAGGCUAGCUUAAGCUUCAGUGCUUUGCAAUUCCAAAAAGCACACUGUAGUAGCAUCGUAGAGGGAAGAGAUGUAGCCGCUCCCAUUCCAGCCAACGUGAGCAGCGAGCCAUAUCAAUAGCGGCAUCCCUGUCUCUGAAAAAUACCAAUAUGAAUGCGGGUAAGACUGAAAUUGACGGGGGAACAGACCCUCUGAUGCACGCAUCUCGUGAUAAGUUUCCAGAAAGUAAUGAUAAAACUGCUGAGAAAAUACAAACUGCAAUUUCUACGCCUGGCUUUGAGAAUGUUGAUUCUCCUAGUAUUAUAAAUGCUAGUGAACCUGAAAGACUCACAGAAAGUGAAGGGGGGUUUCAAACAAAGAUCCGUGUGUCUGAAGAACGUGUCAGUGAUGUAUGCGCUGAAGAUGGAGAUAUAACAGUACCACCAAUCUCACUGGUUAGUGACAGUACUGCAAACUGUACUGAUGAGAAAAAAAUGGAAAGUGACAAUGAAGCUGAUAUUGCUCUAGCAAUGUCUUUGGACAGUGAAAAAAUAAAUGUGGAAGACAAUGAUACUAAUGGAGUAAUUUCCCCAGCUUCUUUGCCAGAAAUUGAUUCCCCUGGUAAAACCAAUGCAGUCAGUUUGUCCAAACCAGCCAUGAAUCAAGACAUGGAUAAAGAUGACGGUAUGGCAGUUCCAAUUUCUGUUCAGUACAAUGAAGAAUGUAUGAAUGAAGAACAGAUGGGAACUGAUGAUGAGGUACCAUCUUCACACGAACCUAAGAACCAACCCCAAACAGAAUUGUCUGACUGUAGAGCAAAUGUUAAAGAUAAUGUACAAAAGACUGAAAGCAGUGAGCCUGAUGAAGGCAGUGACAAUGGACCAGCCUAUCCUGCAGUAUGUGAAGGGAAUAUGGGGGAUAAACCCAACCUGAAGAAAAUGAUUGCCAAGUGUAUAAUUUGUGGCUCAUUGCCGCAAAGAUCUAGGGCUAAAUUCACAAAGCUUAUCACUUGCCCAGAAAUUCAAAGUGAAAUCCAAGAACUUCUGAAAUUGUUGGCACCUCCAGCAAGGUCAGAUGUUUGCUGUGGUAGGUGUGUCAGUAUGAUGAAGAGAUUUUUGAGUGCAAAAAAAGUUUUUCUAAACUUAAAGUGUAACAUCAUUGCACUUCAUGUUGAUGCACAGACAAAGCCAAAAGGGGCCAGUGAGUCCAUAGAUGAGGAUGACCACGAAGAGUCAGAUGGGCAAGAUAUUAAUGAUUCAGAGGAAGAUGUUCAGGAAGCAAGCAUUAAUAAUCGAACUUAUAAAAGAAAACUAAGGAGUAGCAAUGUGGUACAACGGGCAAGAACGCGCUCUCGGACUAAUGCUGCUCGCAAAGAGUCCCAGCCAAAAUUACAAAAUAUUAGCAACCUUUAUGAAUUAGAUACUGAAGACCAUGAAACAAGUGAUACAGACAAUAGAAAUCGUGAUAUCAGUCAUAACAAAAAAGAUGGUGAGAUAUUGGUCAAGCAUGAAAACAUUGAUAUAGGAUAUGAGGUUGAUGGUAAUAGUAGUGACAAGGAGGUCAAUCAAAAAGUAAGAGUUCCUCGCAGUAAAAGAAAAACCUUCAAAUGUCAACACUGCAGUAAAGUUAUUAGUGGAAAAGAUGAGUUGGUGGCCCAUGAAAGGACACAUACUGGGGAGAAACCAUUUAAGUGUCGGUACUGUGACACAAGGUUUUAUAGAAAAAACUCCUGUGUACAUCAUGAAAAGAAGCACCAAGACAAGCCAUUCAGGUGUAAACUUUGUGUCAGGAUUUUUUCAUCUGAAGGGAAAUUAAAAGAACAUGAGACUAUUCACUCUUCGGUAAGACCAUACCAGUGCCAACACUGUGACAAAACAUUUACCAAAAAUGAGGAAUGUGUAAUGCAUGAAAGGGUGCACACUGGUGAAAAACCUUACCAAUGUCAGUUCUGCGAUAAAACUUUUCACAGAAAAAGAUCAUGUGUGUUACAUGAAAAGAAAAAGCACAAAGGCAGAGCAUCAUUAAAGAAAAAUGAUAAUGAAUCCUCUAACACAGAAUUACAGCCAUAUAAAUGUCAAUACUGUGAUAAAAUUUAUCGCAGAAAAGAUGAAUUGACCGUUCAUGAAAUGAAUCACACUGGUGAGAGACCAUUUAAAUGCCAGAACUGUGACAAAACAUUUAACAGGAAGAGCACGUUUGUUAAACAUGAAAAGAAGCAUGCAAAUAAACCAUUCAGGUGUUCUCAUUGUGAGAAAAGCUUUUCUAAGAAAGUGAACUGUGCUGAGCAUGAAAUGACCCACACUUUACCUAGGCCAUUUCAUUGUCAGUAUUGUACGAGGACAUUUGACAGGAAAGAUGAGUGGACGGCACAUGAAAGAACUCACACAGGAGAAAGACCCUUCAAAUGUAAAAUAUGUGAGAAAACAUUUUUGAGGAAGAAUUCCUGUGUUAAACAUGAAAAGAAACACAUGCCUGGAAAUUCAACAUCUGCGACACCUAAAAAAAGUAUUACAGAGGAAGAUGACAGCUCUGACUCUGAAGAAAAGAAAUUCCAGUGCCAGCAUUGUGAUAAAACAUUUUAUGAGAAGAGGAACUGUGAAAAGCAUGAAAAAACUCACAUUGAGAAAAAGGCAUUUAUAUGUAAGCAUUGUGGUGAAGGUUGCGAGGGCAAACAGGCUCUAGUGAGACAUGAAAAGACGCAUUUUGGAGGAAAACCAUACAAAUGCUGGGGAUGUGAUAUGUCCUUUGCCAUUCCAUCAAGAUUAAAAGAGCAUGAAAGAAUACACACAGGAGAGAAACCAUAUUUGUGUCAGUACUGCACCAAAAAAUUUACUCAAAGCUCCACUUUGAGAUUGCAUGAAAGAACCCAACACACAGGGGAAAGACCGUUCAAAUGUCAGUACUGUGAUCAGCGAUUUCCAACCAGAUUGUACCGUGAAGAACAUGAAAGAUUUCACACUGGUGAAAAGCCUUUUAAAUGCGAUUUUUGUGACAAGAGAUUUGUAAGAAAGGCAAAUUGGAGAGAUCAUGUGCGGACUCACACAGGGAUUAAGCCGCAUGUGUGCUCGUAUUGUGGGAAAGGAUUUCGCGACCGUGGAACUUGUGUUAUACAUGAAAGAACUCACACUGGGGAGAGACCAUAUGGAUGCAAGUACUGCGACAAAACAUUCAUCAGGAAAUCGAGGUGCACAGAACAUGAAAAAACUCACACUGGAGAAAAACCAGUCAAAACUCAACAAUCUGUUAACAAGAAUAAAAGCCAGUCUAAGGUUAACAAAAGUCAACUUAUUGAUGACACGUUCAGAAAUCAGCACCCUGACAUCCCAUACAAAAGUCACCACUCUGAAAACUCAUUCAGAAGCCAUCAUUCUGAAAAUACAUAUCGAAGCCAGCACUCUGAGAGUUCGUUCAUGGGUCAGUUGUCUGAAAAUUCAUACAGAAACCAGCAUUCUGAUGGUGCUUAUUUAAGUCAGCAGGGUGAUAACACAUUUAGGGGUCCUCAUUCAAGUAAUGUAUUCCCAGCCCCUGAGGUAGUGUAUCCUCCAGGGGAGAACCCAUACAUGUACAGUAUGUUUAUGCCAGGAUUGUAAAAAUGAAAGUGUCUAGUUAGUAGGUGGUGAUACACACUACAAAGAAACAAUUUACAUAUAUUCAAAUGCAUUAAAAGGUUAUGCUAAUGCCUCAGUUACGUAUAUACAGAAUUUUGCAGACAUUGCUAAAAUUUAAUAUUUUUUACAAGGAAAAUGAUAUACAACAUACCUUUAAUUGCAUGUAAAAAUAGUGUGAGUUACUUUAGGAAAUCAUUAUUUUGAUAAAUGUUACUUUUAAUAUGCAUACAAUGGUAACAUAGUAAGGCAUGUAGUAUUCAUAUGCUUAUAUGAAAUAGAAUACCAGUGUUGAAAAUUUGUAGUGCAAUAUUCAUAGAGCAAUACCCAUCAAGAGAAAAUUUAGUCACUGAGAGACAAAAUGAUUCCAUUUAUUCAUUACUUUCAAUUAUGUAUAUUUUAGUUCAUUUAAAA